Pseudopodoces humilis (Tibetan ground-tit) is the source of this 3666-nucleotide messenger RNA. It is a transcript of the gene PPM1H, whose product is annotated as protein phosphatase, Mg2+/Mn2+ dependent 1H. NCBI's taxonomy places the organism in Eukaryota, Metazoa, Chordata, Aves, Passeriformes, Paridae. Gene Ontology annotation, molecular function: [pyruvate dehydrogenase (acetyl-transferring)]-phosphatase activity. The record is from RefSeq and is a predicted model, not a curated record. Gene Ontology annotation, biological process: protein dephosphorylation. Gene Ontology annotation, cellular component: mitochondrion.
AUGCUCACGCGGGUGAAGUCCGCCGUGGCCAAUUUCAUGGGCGGCAUCAUGGCUGGCAGCGCGGGCGCCGACCACGGCAGCGGCGCGGACUUGCCCCUCCGCUUCCCCUACGGGAGACCCGAGUUCCUGGGACUGUCCCCGGACGAGGUGGAGUGCUCCGCCGACCACAUCGCCCGCCCCAUCCUCAUCCUCAGCAAGGACACCCGGCGCCUGCCCUGGACCACGGGCUACGCGGAGGUAAUAAAUGCAGGGAAGAGCACGCACAAUGAAGAUCAAGCCAGCUGUGAAGUCCUCUUUGUCAAGAAAAAAGCUGGAGGCAGUAAUUCUACACCAAACAAGAACUCUUCAACAAAACGGAGGUCAUCGCUGCCCAAUGGAGAAGGUCUCCAGCUGAAAGACAAUUCAGACACUGAUGGGAUCAACCUGUACUACUGGUCCUUGUUUGAUGGACACGCUGGGUCAGGGGCAGCUGUGGUCGCUUCCAAACUGCUGCAGCACCAUAUCCUGGAGCAGCUGCAGGAGAUUGUGGACAUCCUGAGGAACACAGCCGUCCUCCCACCCACCUGCCUGGGAGAGGAGCCUGACAACCCAUCCACCAACAGCAGGACACUGACACGGGCGGCCUCCCUGCGUGGUGGUGUGGGAGCCCCGGGCUCGCCCAGCACACCUCCAACACGCUUCUUCACUGAGAAGAAGAUCCCACAUGAGUGCCUGGUUAUUGGGGCCAUAGAAAGUGCAUUCAAGGAAAUGGAUUUGCAAAUAGAGCGAGAGAGGACCGUGUAUAACAUUUCUGGCGGCUGCACAGCCCUAGUGGUGGUGUAUUUGUUGGGCAAGCUGUAUGUGGCAAAUGCUGGUGAUAGCAGAGCUAUAAUAAUCCGAAAUGGUGAAGUCAUUCCAAUGUCUUCAGAAUUCACUCCAGAGACUGAACGCCAGCGACUUCAAUAUCUGGCUUACAUGCAGCCCCAUUUGCUGGGAAAUGAAUUUACACAUUUAGAGUUUCCACGGAGGGUGCAGCGCAAGGAAGUUGGAAAGAGGAUGCUGUACCGUGACUUCAACAUGACUGGCUGGGCAUACAAAACCAUUGAGGAAGAUGACUUGAAGUUUCCCCUUAUAUAUGGAGAAGGCAAGAAGGCUCGGGUUAUGGCAACAAUUGGAGUGACCCGAGGACUGGGAGACCAUGACCUGAAAGUGCACGACUCCAAUAUAUACAUCAAACCUUUCCUGUCCUCAUCUCCUGAGGUGCGAGUCUAUGACCUCCUGCAGUAUGAGCAUGGGCCAGAUGAUGUUCUGAUCCUAGCUACUGAUGGACUCUGGGAUGUGCUGUUAAAUGAAGAAGUGGCAGAAGCUGUCACUAACUUUCUACCAAACUGUGACCCUGAUGAUCCCCACAGGUACACGCUGGCGGCGCAGGACCUGGUGAUGCGAGCCAGGGGAGUGCUGAAGGACCGGGGCUGGCGGAUAUCCAACGACAGGCUGGGCUCUGGAGACGACAUCUCUGUCUACGUCAUCCCUUUGAUACACGGCAACAAACAGUCGUGAGAGGAGCACCAGGAGUGGUUACAGGAUGGCGAUCUUUGUGGGAAGGGCCUGUAAGAGACAAUAGGUUUUUGGUGGUCUGACCAGGACAGUUCCAAUUGAUGUAAUCUAGUCAAAACUAAUGCUGGAGGGGUAUUUUUCUGCCCAAGAGGUAGGGCUCUGCACAUAUACUGUAUAUGAUUAAAGAUAACCCUUAAGACUCCAAUUUCCCUGCAGAAAUGGUUUUGGUGCUUAACAGGAAUGGGAUUUAAAUGCUGCUAGCAUAUUAUGGAUUCUGUCAUCCCUCUAGGUGGGGUGGGGAAUUAAUUUUUUUCUCAGUUUACCAUGUAGCUUGGAAGAGCCAUUUCAGUUGUGAAAGUAGGUGUCAGAAGCCAAGGAGGCUCCUGAAAUCUACCCCCAAAUAUUCAGAAGGGGACUUGGGUCACAUCUCAUUUAAGAAUAUAGAUAUACAUAUAUGAGACUCAAGAGUUUUCUUCUUUCAGAAAGUUGUAUUCAUGACUUAUCUAUGGACAACUUCAAACUUACGUAAUCCUUUGAACCCCUAUUUUCCUCUCUUGUCUCUUCUUCAGUAGACUAUACCUCCUGUAUUUUAGUAGGAAAACUGAAAUGGGUUUCAGUGUGACUAUGCCUGUUUACUGCAGCUAAAACAGUCACCUGCAAAGUUGUCCAGGAGAAAUAGGUCACAGUCCUGUAUGGCAGAAUUCAUCCUGGUGUGAGGAGUUAGUUGUCAAGAUUUCUUGUUGUGUGGAUACCAUGAUUAUACAGAGCAUGCAAACUCAGCUUUAUGUGAUGUUUACCUGGAUGCCAUGGUUUCUUUGGGAUCAGAGAUUUACAUUCAUUGAAUGGUUCUGCCUGCUUUAUCCUGUUGAAAGGAUCUCUGACCAUAAAAUUCUCCCAUUAGUUGAGAUUUAGUAAAUUUGUUUGGGCUCAUGAGUGUAUUUUCAGUUGGACUUCUACUUGAAGGAGUGGUAUUGUUCUCAUUAGCAAUUUGGAUACCCAGAUAGUGAUCUAUUUCAAAGAUGGUUCAGUUCUUCCUGCCUCAUUUAUUUUUACGUCACCUGCUUGACUUCAGUGAUCACAAAGGGACAGCUUCAAACUUUGUCCUCUUGGCAUUGAGAAUUGUACUCAAGGAUCACAAGAUGACUGUAAUAGAUACAAGCCCUUGGCUUGCUUCAGCAGCUGUUUUCUUAGCAGCGAUAAAUCAAUUUAAAUAAAGAAAAUUUGUGUAAAACACUAUUGUCAUGAAAGCAGUAGUCCAGGAGAAAAACAAGUGAGCAAGUCUGCAGUGUAACCUGGCUGCUUAGUCCAUGCAGGUAGGUCUCUUACUUCAUUGUCAGUUCAAGAGAAAACAAAAUCAGAAAGAUCUAGCAUGCAGGAAGGAGGUAUAUUGGCUGGGGAGCCAACAUCCACCUCAUUUGUGUCCAGACCACAUAGGUGUGGAGCUGUUCAUCUGGUUUGUACUUCUUCAAUAAGAAAAAAGACAGGGAGCUGACAUCAUUGUAGGGCACUGACUAGGAAGCUCACAAACGUUGUGUGAAGAGAAAGAGAUGCUGUGCCCUUUGCAGACUUUCUCCCGAACAGGUGUGGCCCCGAGCUUGCCGGUUCUGUAAUUUAUGAUGUGCUGUGUAAACACGGCACAGCCUGAGUGCGGUGCAGCUGCCCAGAUGCUGGAUUUGACUGCAUCCAGAAAUAGUUUGGUGGAUUUAAACUACUCUUGCUCCAAAUCUCUAGACCCAGAAAAGUUUCAGGAUGAAAGCAGGCAAUGUGGAGAGUGGAACAGCUCAAACAUUGCAACAAGCUGCGUGAUUUUAGCCUGGAAACUGUUCCAUGAGUUCCCUAGUGCCUCAUGUGAUAAAGCUGUACAAAAUGUGGACGUUUUAUAUUCUAGAGCUUCAGUAUAAAUCAAUGGCAUAUCUGAUUACGUAUUUUCAUGCUUUCUUUCCUUAUUUUUUUUUUUCUCUUUACCUCCUUUUCUAUGUGCAUCUGGGUGAAAAGAGAGGCUUGGAGUCUAGAAUAUUUUUCACAUGGCCCUUCACAUGUUUUAAAGUUUAAGCAAGAGAUCCUCUCUUGCACUAUUCUUUUUUUUUUGGCCUAAUAAACUUGUAAACAUGCUUUUCAUGCUCUAUGUAA